AUUCUACCCAUGCCGAAACCGAGACCCUCAUUCACCAACCAUCAAAAUCAAAAUCAAAAUCAAAAUCAAAAUCGUCAUAAUUCGAGAUUUUAAAAAUCCCCCAAAUUCACAAAUUACCGAAUAUUCGAAUUUAGGGUUCUUCCCCCGUCUGUGUUCUCUUUCCUAUAUUCGUAUAUCCCUUAAAAACGCAAAUAAAUCAGCGACUGUUUGAUUCGAGCGCUAAGUUCUCUCUCUCGACGUUGAAAAUAGCUAGGUAUCAUUCUGAUAUAUUUGCAAUGAAGUACCUGGAAUACACUCCACUUGAUCGUAUAAGUGAAUUUUUGAGUCAUGUGAACCUUGGAGAGCGCACGGUUAAGGGAUGUCUUGAACCUUACUCUUGCAAACAUACAGGAACAGAUAAGAAGCUGUCUCUCAGUUUGGAGAAUGAGAUUCUUGAUUACCUUGGAAAGUCUUCUGACACAGACUCUUCUUCACCAGUUGAUUAUCUAUGUUGUAGAUCCAGCCGAAAGACAUUGAUUUAUCUGCUCCUUACUCUCAAUCAUAUGUAUCCAGACUAUGACUUCAGUGCAGUGAAUGCUCACCAAUUUUUUACGGAAGAAAAUUGGGAUAGUUUUAAGCAGAUAUUCGAUACCUACAUGUUUGAAGCAUCAAAGGAAUGGCUUGAGACAAAUGAGGGCAGUCCUCUGCUGGAGAGCUUGUACAAGGCCUUGGAUGAGGUUGUUAAAGUCACAGAAUGUGAAAUUUACAGUUACAAUCCGGAGGCUGAUGCAGAUCCGUUACAUGAAAAAGGAACCUUAUGGUCAUAUCACUUCUUCUUUUACAAUAGAAGGUUGAAGCGCAUUGUCAGCUUCCGUUUCAGCUGUGUGAGCAACUUGGCUUUGGUAGAUGGAUUGAAUCACGAGGAAGAUGGAGAGAUAUUCGAUGGCAUGGACAUGUGAAGCAACAGAGUGUUUAGUGCUCUGCAGUGGUGCUGUUUCAGGCCCGAAACUGUGAAUGUAUAUAAUGCCAUCAUGAGUUAUUAGGAGAUCGAUCGUGGUUACUAAUCAGACAACUUUCUAAUCCGACAUUUAACUUGUGUUAAUAUGUAUGAAGAUCACGAACAAAUGGAGAGUAAUAGUUGCAAAUUCUCUUUGCUUUUGUAUCUGCUCUCUACUAGUGUCUCGUAUGUCAUUGAAUAAAAUUUGGGACCUAUUAUGGCAUUCUUUUAAUGAACACACGCUCAUUAUAUUC
Ipomoea nil (Japanese morning glory) is the source of this 1230-nucleotide messenger RNA. Its product is annotated as repressor of RNA polymerase III transcription MAF1 homolog. Gene Ontology annotation, cellular component: nucleus. NCBI's taxonomy places the organism in Eukaryota, Viridiplantae, Streptophyta, Magnoliopsida, Solanales, Convolvulaceae. The transcript has 11 exons. Gene Ontology annotation, molecular function: RNA polymerase III core binding. The record is from RefSeq and is a predicted model, not a curated record. Gene Ontology annotation, biological process: negative regulation of transcription by RNA polymerase III. Bases 276 to 938 code for a protein of 220 amino acids.